CCAGGCCUGCGAACCCCGCGGGUGGGCCUGAGCGGCGGAAGUCCGGCUGCGGGAGGUUGCCGCCCACCUCGGGCCGCUCCUCCUCCUCCGGCCUCGGGCUCCCUCCACCCGGAGCUGCGUUCUGAAUUUUCAUCACUUCCCCAGAGUACCGCCAACUCUGUCUCCAGCCGAGACCCCCUCCCCACAUUCACCCCCCCACACACACACACACAUUUUCAUCUUCUCCCCCAAAUCAGUUCCCCUCUCCAGGUCCCCAGUUAGUCCCUGGAACCUGCCACCCUCGGACCACUGGCAACCUGAGGAUCUUCCUUCUUCCCCCUCCGACCACAGCCAGGCCCAGCUGCCCCCUCCCCGCUCUGUCCCCGCUGCCUGAACUGGAGCCCAGGCCUCACCCUUGGCCACCUGGACCCCAGCCCCCACUUUCACCCUGGCCUCCACCUCCAGUCCAGCCCCACCGCGGCCAGCGAGGCCUCCCUAUUUUAUUGUAUAUUUUGAAAACUUUUUAUGGAAGUAUAUCACAUAUGCAGGAAAACAGAAAUCACAGAUAGACAGCUCAAAUAACUUCACAAAGAGAACGCUCUGGUGUGAACAGCAUCCAAAUCCAGAAGCCGAACGUCCCCCACACCUCAGAAACCCUCCUUGCACCCCCUCCUUCAACACUGCCGCCCAAGGAUAACUGUUAUCAUAACUUUAAUGCCACAGGUACCCCACCCUUUCUUUCUAAGACCUGGAGGGGGGCUCAGCUGCCCCCCUGCCCACCCCAGGGCAUGGCAGCUGCGAGGCCCGGCCUGGGACGCAUCAUCCCUGGAUCAUCCAUCCUCUUCCUGUGCGACAUGCAGGAGAAGUUCCGCCAUGUCUUGUUCUUCCCCCAGAUCGUCUCUGUGGCUGCCCGCAUGCUCAAGGUGGCCCGGCUCCUGGAUGUGCCAGCUGUGCUGACUGAGCAGUACCCACAAGGCCUGGGCCCCACAGUGCCCGAGCUGGGGGCUGAGGGUCUGCAGCCACGGGCCAAGACCUGCUUCAGCAUGGUGCCCGUGGUGCAGCAGGAGCUGGACGCGCGGCCCCAGCUGCGCUCUGUGCUCCUCUGUGGCUUGGAGACACAAGCCUGCAUCUUGCACACAGCCCUGGACCUCCUGGACCAAGGGCUGCAGGUCCACGUGGUGGUGGACGCCUGCUCCUCCCGCAGCCAGGUCGACCGGCUGGUGGCGCUGUCCCGGAUGCGCCAGAGCGGCGCCUUCCUCUCCACCAGCGAGGGGCUCAUUCUGCAGCUCGUGGGUGAUGCCGCCCACCCCCGGUUCAAGGAGAUCCAGAAGAUCAUCAAGGAGCCCGCCCCAGACAGCGGGCUGCUGGGCCUCUUCCAUGGCCAGAACCCCCUCUUCCGCUGAACUCCCUACCCUGCCUUGAGGGGAGACCACCUUCUUGUCCCUGGGACCUUGGCAGAAGCGCUUUCCCCCCCAUUCUUGGAUCCCAAGAGUGGUGCAGUCCACCGGGGGUACCGCCCCCUCAGGAGGGGAUGUGGGUGCCGCUUUUCCAUUGGGCAGCAGCUCCCGGAAAUGCAAAUGAGACUCCUGGAAGCUGGGCGGGGGUUGGCUGAGCCGAGCUGGAGGUGGGGCUCGGCCCCCGGGCCACUUCAAGGAGCGUCAAGGGGAGGGGGAGGGAGUGUCACAGGCUGUGUGGGACCCGGUCUCAGAGAAUAAACAUUGAUGUGACUGUG
This is a messenger RNA of Eubalaena glacialis (North Atlantic right whale), 1711 nucleotides long. RefSeq names its product isochorismatase domain containing 2 (gene ISOC2). Bases 768 to 1382 code for a protein of 204 amino acids. Gene Ontology annotation, cellular component: cytoplasm. The transcript has 8 exons. The record is from RefSeq and is a predicted model, not a curated record. Lineage: Eukaryota; Metazoa; Chordata; Mammalia; Artiodactyla; Balaenidae.